Metarhizium acridum CQMa 102 is the source of this 1146-nucleotide messenger RNA. Lineage: Eukaryota; Fungi; Ascomycota; Sordariomycetes; Hypocreales; Clavicipitaceae. The record is from RefSeq and is a predicted model, not a curated record.
AUGCAUCGCACCUAUUCUAUGCGCACCACCCGUGCGCCUACUGCAUCCCAGCUGCAGAGUCCGCCUCCCCCUCCCUCAUCCACCAAAUCCGGUCGCUUCUUUGGAAAGGGUAAUUUGGGCCACGCUUUGCGCCGCAAUGCCGGUGGCGCCUUUGGCCCCGAUCUGGCCAAGAAAUUGGCGCAGCUCGUCAAGAUGGAGAAGAAUGUGAUGCGAAGCUUGGAGACUGUCGCCAAGGAGCGCAUGGAGGUUGCUCAACAACUGUCCAUCUGGGGUGAGGGCGGCGAUGAGGACGUUUCCGACGUUACCGACAAGCUUGGAGUGUUGCUAUACGAGAUUGGCGAGCUGGAGGAUCAGUACGUCGACCGCUAUGACCAGUAUCGUAUUACCAUGAAGAGUAUCCGCAACAUUGAAGCUUCCGUUCAGCCCAGUCGAGACCGUAAGCAGAACCGCGUUUCUUUACUUUUCUGCCAGAGCAAAGUUUCCGUCGCUAACCCCGUACCAGGCAAGCAGAAGAUCACCGACCAGAUUGCUCAGCUGAAGUACAAGGAGCCCAAUUCACCCAAGAUUGUCGUCCUGGAGCAGGAGCUUGUCCGUGCCGAGGCCGAGUCGCUCGUCGCUGAGGCUCAGCUCUCCAACAUUACUCGCGAGAAGGUCAAGGCUGCCUAUACAUACCAGUUUGAUGCUCUCCGUGAGCAUUGCGAAAAAGUUGCCAUCAUUGCCGGCUACGGCAAGCACCUCCUUGAGCUCAUUGACGACACCCCCGUCACUCCCGGCGAGACCAGGCAGGCAUACGACGGAUAUGAAGCUAGUAGGGCCAUCAUCCAGGACUGUGAGGAUGCCCUCACUAAUUGGGUUACGGCCAACGCCGCCGUCUCCUCCAAGCUCUCCACCCGCUCCCGCACUCUGUCCCAGCGCCGCCGCAACAACAUUCGUACCAGAACCGAGGGCGGCCACGAUCUGUCUGCCCAGGACGCUCCUCUGCAUGAUGGCGGCUCUUGGGUCGGACGCCACGGCGAGGAAAGCGAGGAGGAGGAGGAGGAGGAGGAGGAGGUUGGAAGCGACGAGGAGGAGGAGGAGGAGGAGGAGGUUGGCAGCGACGUUAACGCUGAGGCUCGUGGCCGUACCAAGGAAGCCCUGGCCGCUUAA